Messenger RNA from Drosophila elegans, 1658 nucleotides. RefSeq names its product damage-control phosphatase ARMT1. The transcript is spliced from 4 exons. Gene Ontology annotation, cellular component: nucleus; cytoplasm. Gene Ontology annotation, biological process: DNA damage response. The record is from RefSeq and is a predicted model, not a curated record. Gene Ontology annotation, molecular function: phosphatase activity. The coding region runs from base 105 to 1547 and encodes 480 amino acids. NCBI's taxonomy places the organism in Eukaryota, Metazoa, Arthropoda, Insecta, Diptera, Drosophilidae.
AACACUGUUCACAUUGCUUUCUUUGAAAUAUCCGUCAGAAAAGCAAGUAAAUUUCGGUAGAAUGCAGAAGUAAACGCAAAAAAGUCCCAAAAAAAAGCAACGCAAUGGAAUCCUCGACGAAGGAGCCCUCCUCAGAGGUGGAGCAAUCGGAGGAUAAUCGUCCAGCCAAGACGGAUUCGGAGCCCAGCAAGAUAUCGAAAGCGCUGCGAACGGAAUUCGAUGCCAAAUACCAGAUUGUAAACCUUCAGACGCCGCUGAAUGCCUUCAUGUCUGGUCACUACAAACAGAGCUUCGCGUUCUUCACCCUCAGGAGUCGUCUGCCCGUCGUCCUGACCAACGCGAUAGACACCCUGACCCGGGACAAGAGCGAACUGGUCGCCCAAUUCGCCUCCAACGAAUUUGCCCAGGCUGCUCGCGAGGAGCUGAAAAUCAUCAUUGGAUUGAUAUCACAGCUGAAGUACGAACUCCAGACGGACAAACCUUUCCACAACUUCACGGGGGAGGAACCCGAUAGAGAACUCUGGAACAACUUCAUCAGUCACCUGCCCAAUGGCGAGCGCACUUUCUACCAGGCCAGCUCCCUGCACGCCGAGUGCUACCUGCACCGGAAACUCCACUCCUUCCUGGAGAACAGCAUCUUCCUGAAGUCCUACGACUACUUUGCCAAAGUCAAGGAACUGGCGUUGACCGACAGCAUGGAGGAUGUGCUGGCCCUGACCAAGUACACUCGGCGAUCGGACAACAGCCUGGAGGUGUUCGACGCACUGCUGAAGAUCAACAUGUGGAGCAACAGCAACGAUGGGGCCAGCGAUGCGGAGGCAGGUAAAAAAACCAACCGCCAGGUGUUGGAGGAUGUGGCGGCCACCGAUGAGUUUGUGCUCGUCAACCAGGCGGCGGAGAUCUGGAGGUGCUUGGACAAUCAAAAGCCAAAGAAGCCCAAGCAGGUGGACUUCAUUCUGGACAAUGCAGGCUAUGAGCUGUUCAGCGAUUUCAUCCUGGCGGAGUUCAUGAUCGAGAAGGGACUGGCCACCAAGGUGCGCUUCCAUGUGAAGGCCCAUCCUUGGUUCGUCACCGACGUCACGGAGCGGGAUUUCAAGUGGACCCUGGAGUACUUGAGCCAGCAUGCAGACUACAUUAUAAGCCUGAUAGGAAAGAAGUUUCUGCAAUUUCUCGACGAGGGCAAGUUCGAGCUGGCACCAAUUUCGCAUUUCUGGACAUCGCCACUUGCUUUUUACAGCAUGACCCAUACGGAUCCAGAUCUAUAUAGAUCCCUGCAGCAGUCCAAGCUUCUGGUCUUCAAGGGUGAGCUCAACUAUCGCAAGCUCCUGCAGGACGUCUGUUGGGACAGCACCCAGGAAACGAGCACCUGUCUCCGUGGCUUCCUGCCCAGCAAUAUUUGUGUGCUGCGAAGGGUCAAGGGCGAGGUCAUCUCCGGCCUGGCCGAAGGCGUUGGCCAAGCGCUGAGCAGACAGGAUCCCCAUUGGAUGGUAUCGGGCAGCUAUGGCGUUAUUCAGUUUGUGGACGGAACGCGUGAAUUCGGCUACUGAGCUUGGCUGCUUAAAUUAUCUGUGCACGGAGCGCCCGAAUCUGGACACUAAAUUUGUAAAUCCUUGGCAGUUUAAAUUAUUGAUAAUAAAUAGUCGUUACAUAUCUAGCAA